UGGUGUUGUGGUGCGUGUGUGCUCCAUCCCUACUACUCCACCAUCGUUUCCACUCCACUGCGCUUUGUGUGAUGGCAGCGUGAGCAGAUACAAAGGGCAACAAGGCGAGGGGAACAAAAGAGAGGAACCAAGGGGGUUGCUGCGAGGAAAACGUUCAGAAACACCAAAUCGUGCAAAACUGCUAAGCACGGGUUGGCUUCGCAGUUAUCCGUAGGCUGGAGCUCGUGUCUGUCUUUUGGGGAGCAGCGAAUCAAAGCUUCCCAGACGCCAGCGAGAGGCAGCAGACUGUGAGUCCUCCUCCGCCGCCGCGCACGGUCCUGUUGAUGAAUAGGGGAGCAGUAGUGGCACACCACUUCCAACAUCUCCGAGUCUGACGGGAAUGACAAAUAAAGAAUAAAGGAGCCCUUUCAGAAGACACACAAGAGCAGAGGAAUGUGCAGAGGUCCGUGUGGCUCGUUUCAAGCUCCCCCAAAACGGCAUUUUUGGAUCCUAUGGUGCUAACUGAUUGCUUGUAAACACAGUACACACUGCACACCAGUAUUUACUGCGAGUUGGGUUUUUUGGGGGUCUUCUUUUGUCAGAGAGGGGGGGGGGGGGGGGGGGGAAACUUCUGCAAUGGCACUGGUCAUGGAACCUGUAAGCAAGUGGAGCUCGAGUCAAGUGGUGGACUGGAUGAAAGGCCUGGACGACUGCUUGCAGCAGUACACCCAGACCUUUGAGCGGGAGAAGGUGGGGGGCGACCAGCUCCUCCGCAUCACCCACCAGGAGCUGGAGGACCUGGGUGUGUCCCGGAUCGGCCACCAGGAGCUCAUACUAGAGGCUGUGGACCUGCUCUGUGCCCUGAACUACGGGCUGGAGACGGAGAACCUGAAGACCCUGUCCCACAAGCUGCACGCCUCGGCCAAGAACCUGCAGAACUUCAUCACCAGCCGGCGCCGCAGCGGCCACUACGACGGCCACGCCACCCACAAGCUGCCCAACGACUUCCUCACCUCCGUGGUGGACCUCAUCGCCGCCGCCAAGAGCCUGCUGGCGUGGCUCGACAGGUGCUACUUCUUUUUCAGGUCACCGUUUGCGGCGGUGGCCGACUACUCCUUGACGAGGAAUAAUGUCAUCCAGCUGUGUCUGGAGCUCACUACGAUUGUGCAACAGGACUGCUCCGUGUACGAGACAGAAAACAAAAUCCUCCAUGUGUGCAAGACCCUUUCGGGAGUGUGUGACAACAUCAUCUCCCUGUCGUCGGACCCCAUGGUGUCGCAGGCGGCCCACCUGGAGGUGGUGAAGCUGGCCAACAUCAAGUCCACGGAGGGAUUGGGAAUGUACAUCAAAUCCACAUACGACGGGCUUCACGUCAUCACGGGGACCACAGAAGGAUCGCUGGCAGACCGCUGUAAGAAGAUCCAUGCUGGGGAUGAGGUCAUCCAGGUUAAUCACCAGACAGUGGUGGGCUGGCAGCUGAAGAACCUGGUGAACUCGCUGCGUGGAGACCCCUCUGGUGUGAAGCUGACGCUGAAGAAACGGCCACAGAGCACGCUCACAUCUACCCCCGCGCUGCUCAAGAACAUGAGAUGGAAGCCCCUAGCGCUGCAGCCCAUCUUCCCUCAGAGUCCCAGCAGUAGCGUUGCCACGCCAACAAGCACCCUCACCACCCCGUCCAGGAGAGACAGCUGUGCUCUGCAGGAACUCUACAUCCCCCCUCCCCCUGCUGAGCCCUACACACCCAGGGAUGAGAAGGGCGAGCUGCCCGUGGACGAGCUCCAGCAGGACGUCCCGCUGGCCAAGGGCUCCGAGUCGCCCAACUCCUGCCUGGACCUGGAGUCCCGCGGCCGGCGCUUCCCCCCGCUGGAGGAGGACGCCGUGCUGUACUGCUACGAGUACGACCACAACCAGCGGCUUUCCCCGGGGCCCCGGGGCAGCACGCCCACCUACGGCAGACUCAGGCCCAUCUCAAUGCCCCUGGAAUACAACUGGGUGGGAGACUGUGACGAGCCAAUGAAGCUCAACAGAGAGAGCAGGAGAGAUAACUCUCUGCUGCGCUAUGCCAGUGAGGACCGCAGCACAGGCCAGGAGGACUACAUGUCGGCACGCAGCCUGGGCCACGGCCGACGCAAGAGUGACAAGGCAGCAAGCCCCGCCCACUACACGCUGGUCCCCGCCCUCCAGAUGGACGUCUCCAUGUCCACGUCCAGCUCUGACUCCGCCUCUCUUUACAAGGUGUUCGAGCGCUCCUCAAUCCGCUCCAGGUCCAAGAAGAAGAGCACAGUCCUCUCCGUGCCCGAGAACCCCAUGUCCCUGGUCAGUAAGAGACGCAUCUCCUGCAAGGACCUGGGCCAGGGCGAGUGCGAGGGCUGGCUGUGGAAAAAGAAGGACGCCAAGACCUACUUCUCCCAGAGGUGGAAGAAGUACUGGUUCAUUCUGAAGGGCAGCUGCCUGUACUGGUACCGGAACGAGGAGGACGAGAAGGCGGAAGGCUUCGUGAGUCUCCCCGAGUUUAAGAUCGACCGUGCCACCGAAUGCAGAAAGAAGUUUGCCUUCAAGGCCUGCCAUCCCCGAAUCAAGAGCUUCUACUUUGCUGCAGAAAACGUUGAUGACAUGGUCCGGUGGCUGAGCCGUCUGUCGAUGGCCGCCGCUGGCUUUGCCCCGCAACAGGAGAGGGUCCCCCAGGACCAAGACUACUGGAGUGAGAGUGACCAUGAAGACACAGAGCUGAACGCAGUGCCUAAACAGGACAGCCCACCUCCACCCUACGACACCUACCCCAGACCCUCCUCGGCGAGUCCUUACAUGGAGGCCAAACACAGCCACCGCUCCUCCUCCGACACCUUCCACUCCCGCUCCUCCCACGAGGACUACCGCCCCUCCUCCUCCCAGGACUACCUCCCCUCCUCCGCCCACGAGGACUACCACCCCUCCUCCGCCCAGGACUACCUCCCCCCCUCCGCCCAUGAGGACUACCACCCCUCCUCCCAGGACUACCUCCCCUCCUCCCAGGACUACCUCCCCUCCUCCCAGGACUACCUCUCCUCCUCCGCCCAGGACUACCAGGAAGGCAGCGUCAGCAACAACAACGGCAGCGUUUCCCCGGGCGACCUCCGCCACCCCCGGCCGGACCGGCAGUCCACGCUGCCGUCCCACCGCACCGCCCUGAUGCUGGAGAGCUACGUCCCCGCCCGGCUCCCCCCGAGACCCUCCCUGGACGGGGAGGGGGGCGGCGGCGGCGGCGGCGGCGGCGGCGGCGGGAAGCACCGCAGCUUCACCCUGCCCCGGGACAGCGGGCUGCACGCCAUCCUGGCGGCGGCGGGCAACAUGGCGGAGCGGGGCGAGCCGGGGGGCUACAGGAUGGAGCGCCCCGCCCACGGAGACGGGGAGCGGGAGCGCAGGCUGCAGGCCGACUCUCUGGGGGACCUCUACCGGGCUCUGGAGCGGGCCAGUGUGUCCCCCGGCGCCGACCCCAGGCCUGGCGCGCGCCUGGAGUACAAGCGCUCCUUCGUCCGGCGCACCAACGACCCCCUGCUGAGCGAGAAGCUCCACCGGCUCCGCGUGCUGCACAGCUCGCUGAAGAGUCCUCAGCCCAGAGAUCCAUCGUUGGGAUUCUUUGGAUAGAGCGGAUGAAUCCUUCCCACACCACUGACUGACCUGUGCCUCAGUCCAUCAGCUGCCCUGCAAACCAGUCAGCCACCCUGCCUACCUGCAAAGCAGUCAGUCAGCUUGACCUUGCCUACCUGCAAACCAGUCAGUCAGCUUUACCUUGCCUACCUGCAAACAAGUCAGCCACCCUGACCACCUGCAAACCAGUCAGUCAGCCACCCUGUCUACCUGCAAACCAGUCAGUCAGCUUUACCCUGCCUACCUGAAAACCAGUCAGUCAGUUUGUCGCCUUGCCUAGCUACCAGUCCCCCUGCCUACCUGCAAACCAGUCAGUCAGUUAUCCACCCUGCCUAGCUACCAGUCACCCUGCCUACCUGCAAACCAGUCUGUCAGCUUUACCCUGCCUACCUGCAAACCAGUCUAUCAGUCAGCCAGCCACUCUGCAAACCAAUCAGUAUGCUUUAUUCUGCCUACCUGCAAAUCAGUCAGUCAGCCGCCCUGCAAACCAGUCACUCAGCCACCCUGCCACCCUGCAAACCAGCCAGCCAGUGUGCCGCCCUGCCUAGCUACCAGUCACCCUGCCUACCUGCAAACCAGCCAGUCAGCCACCCUGCCUACCUGCAAACCAGUAAGUCAGCUUUACCCUGCCUACCUGCAAACCAGCCAGCCAGUGUGCCGCCCUGCAAAGCUACCAGUCACCCUGCCUACCUGCAAACUAGUCCAUCGCUAAGCCAACCUGCCUAGCUACAAGUCACCAUGCCUAACUGUAAAUCAGUCAGUAUGCCAGUGAGCCAGUCAGUCAGUGAGCCAGCUGCCCCAUCCUCCCCCAGAGACCAGAGGUUUCUUCCAGCCUUCCUCUGCAUCUCUGCUCCAGCAGUGUCCCUCAGUACAGGCCUUGAGGGCAAUGGACAGGCUCCCCCGCUCGUGCAAGAGACUCUUCCAUCCCGCUCACCCUCUCCCCCCCCCCCCCCC
Messenger RNA from Gadus morhua (Atlantic cod), 4560 nucleotides. Its product is annotated as connector enhancer of kinase suppressor of ras 2. The transcript has 22 exons. Bases 616 to 3603 code for a protein of 995 amino acids. Gene Ontology annotation, biological process: regulation of signal transduction. Gene Ontology annotation, molecular function: protein binding. Lineage: Eukaryota; Metazoa; Chordata; Actinopteri; Gadiformes; Gadidae. Gene Ontology annotation, cellular component: cytoplasm; membrane. The record is from RefSeq and is a predicted model, not a curated record.